AUGGCGGCCGAUAAUUUUAAAUUCCAAGACACGCAAGAAAGCAUCAUAGAUCGAAAGAGACCGUUAAAGGGCUUGUCUGGCAGCUUCUCAUCCAACAUUGGCCAGCGCAUUUCGCCUUCCAACCCCCAAGACAAUGUCAACACCUCGCAAAAAAAGAAGAACCGUUCUGUCAAAUCCAUCAUAGCUUGGCUCGAAGAGGCAUCAGCCAAUAAUGGCACAUCAAGACUUUCUGGAGACGAUAUCAAAUCAGUUCACUCAACAAUUUCAUCGACGGGUUCGAAUUCUUCGCUGCUCAGUCGACAGACCAUGCCUGGGGCGGCAGAUGUGGAGGAAUAUUCUUUGACGCUGUUGAAGUACAAGCAGUAUUAUACCGAUGUGCCACUGGGAAGAUGUCUGGACGCUCAGGAGAAGGAUAGUGCAGCAACAACAUCGAGCAAUGUACGCGUUAAUGCAUCCGAGGAG
Molecule: messenger RNA, 462 nt
Organism: Trichoderma atroviride IMI 206040
Lineage: Eukaryota; Fungi; Ascomycota; Sordariomycetes; Hypocreales; Hypocreaceae
Source: RefSeq, a predicted model, not a curated record